Molecule: messenger RNA, 585 nt
Organism: Elephantulus edwardii (Cape elephant shrew)
Lineage: Eukaryota; Metazoa; Chordata; Mammalia; Macroscelidea; Macroscelididae
Gene: RAB22A
Product: RAB22A, member RAS oncogene family
Exons: 7
Coding region: 1-585 (194 amino acids)
Molecular function (GO): GTP binding; GTPase activity
Source: RefSeq, a predicted model, not a curated record
AUGGCGCUGCGAGAGCUCAAAGUGUGCCUGCUGGGGGAUACAGGUGUAGGCAAAUCAAGUAUCGUGUGGCGCUUUGUGGAAGACAGCUUUGAUCCCAACAUCAACCCAACAAUAGGGGCGUCUUUCAUGACCAAGACUGUCCAGUACCAGAAUGAGCUCCAUAAAUUCCUGAUCUGGGACACGGCAGGACAAGAGCGAUUUCGGGCCUUAGCGCCGAUGUAUUACCGAGGGUCGGCGGCUGCCAUCAUCGUCUACGAUAUCACCAAAGAGGAAACAUUUUCCACGUUGAAGAACUGGGUGAAGGAGCUGCGCCAGCACGGACCUCCUAAUAUCGUCGUUGCCAUCGCAGGAAAUAAGUGUGACCUUACCGACGUCAGAGAGGUCAUGGAGAGGGACGCCAAAGACUACGCCGACUCCAUCCACGCAGUCUUUGUAGAGACCAGUGCAAAGAACGCCAUUAACAUAAAUGAACUCUUUAUAGAAAUUAGUCGAAGAAUCCCGUCCACAGAUGCCAACCCACCGUCCGGUGGCAAGGGCUUCAAACUCCGAAGACAACCGUCAGAGCCCAGGCGGAGCUGCUGCUGA